GUGUGCACGUAAUUCGUAUGGGAAACGAAAUUUGAGUGUAUAUUUGUGAAGAAUUCUUUCUACAAUAACACCGAUUUUUCGAUAAGGCUAAGAUACGGUAUCCGGUUACAUACGUCGAUAAUUGCGGCAACCCUCUUCUUUGUAGUAAAAAAUUACAAAUAGUAUCGCAAUACGGAAGAAUAAAACCAGGAAAAUAUACCACCCAAUAAUCAGGCAAUCUCAAACACUGUGAGGUUAUUUGUGUAAAUGAGAAGACACACCCUGAAAUUGGAUUCUUCAACGAGAGACGAUGUUUCGAAGUCGUAGCUGGUUUGGCGGGGGCCUUUGGAAACCUAAAAAUCCACAUUCCCUCGAACAUCUAAAAUAUCUUUACAACGUUUUAUCUAAGAAUCAUACUGUCUCCGAGAAUAACAGAGGCCUACUGGUUGAGACCUUGCGUUCGAUAGCUGAAAUUUUGAUCUGGGGUGAUCAAAAUGAUAGCAGUGUGUUCGAUUUUUUCCUGGAGAAAAAUAUGCUUUCAUUUUUUCUUCGGAUAAUGAAACAGAAAUGUGGUAGCUACGUAUGUGUUCAACUCCUCCAAACGCUCAAUAUCUUGUUUGAGAAUAUUCGCAACGAAACAUCUUUGUAUUACUUAUUGAGCAACAACCAUGUAAAUAGUAUAAUAGUUCACAAAUUUGACUUCAGUGAUGAAGAAGUCAUGGCUUACUACAUAAGCUUUCUCAAAACUUUGAGCUUAAAACUGAACGUGCAUACUAUUCACUUCUUCUAUAACGAGGUAAACGAGCAUACGAACGAUUUCCCACUAUACACCGAAGCUAUCAAAUUCUUCAAUCACACUGAGGGCAUGGUGCGCAUUGCAGUGCGCACUUUGACGCUAAAUGUGUAUCGUGUUGAGGAUGCUUCAAUGCUGGCAUUCAUCAGAGAUAGGACAGCAGCUCCAUAUUUCAGUAAUCUUGUUUGGUUUAUUGGAAAUCACAUCAUUGAACUAGAUACUUGUGUUAGAAACGAUGCUGAUCACCAGAGUCAGAAUAGGCUCUCGGAUUUAGUAGCUGAACAUCUCGAUCAUCUUCAUUACUUGAACGACAUUCUUUGCCUGGAUAUACCGGAUUUAAAUCAAGUUCUUACCGAACACUUGCUUCACAAAUUAUUGGUGCCUUUGUACGUAUAUUCGUUAACCAGGCAUAAGUCACAAUUUUUUCAAACUAAGGAGAAGAAAAAACACGUCAGUGCCGUUGUAUCUUUGUUUCUACUUUCACAAGUAUUCUUGAUUAUAUCGCAUGGACCACUUGUUCACACUUUGGCUGCCAUAAUAUUGAAGUCUGAUUUAGAUAUUAUCGAAAAUGGUGCAAGUAAAUUACUGGAGGAAUAUACAAAUGUGUCCGCAGGUGACAAAAUAGCAUUUGUACAGCCGCAGGAAAGCCUACAAAAAUCGCUCGAAAGUUUGAACGAAACACAGAGCGACGAGGCGGUGUCGGAGAUUGAGUUUACUGCCGCAGAUACAAUUGAGAAAACCACAGAAUGUGAACUGACUGACAAUCCACCUUCAGUUGAACCAAGCACUUCCAGUAAUAUGUCAAAAACUUUGCCACGACCUGAAGUUCUAAAUAUUGACAUUUCAAACGAUACACCAAAUAAAAUAAAGAACCUUAAUGUGACAGAUGAAGAGAAGGAACAGCGGCUGGCUCUCGAAAGCCCAUUAACACCUCAACAAUCGUCGAGUGAUGUACAGGAAUCCUUGGCUAAUAAACCAUUCUUGGAAGCUAUAUUAAAUGCUUUGAGCUCUACGGAAAAUGACUAUGCAGCAUUAUUUUCAUUAUGUUUACUGUACGCAUUAGCUAAUAAUCAGGGAAUCAAGCCUGAAAUGUUGGACCUUGUAUUAUCCCCGUCACAAAAAACAUCUACGAAAAAUUGGUAUAAUGAAAUUCUUGUAGAUAGACUGAUCCAGAUAAUCACGUUGAGUUGUCAAACAAACACUAAGGUACGGUUAGUCACUCUGGAUUUAUCGAUCAAGCUACUUCUACAAUUAGUCAUGUCAGAUGGUCAGAGUUUGUUGCAAGAUUGUCAUUUAGCAGCCAUUGAAUCUGCUAAAGAACAAAGUACUUCGUUACUUAGGAAUUUUUAUAAGAGCGAAGACAUAUUUUUAGAUAUGUUUGAAGAUGAGUAUAGCGAGUUACAAAAAAGGCCUUUGAAUGUUGAGUGGUUGAUGAUGGAUAGCAACAUAUUGCUUCCGCCCACCGGAACUCCGAUGACUGGCAUUGAAUUCAGCAAACGACUACCAUGUGGCGAGGUGGAAAGAGCAAGGAGAGCGAUAAGAAUAUUCUUUUUGAUCAGGGAAUUAUCGUUAACACUUAGUGGACAACCAGAGACGCAUCUACCUUUAACAAAUUUGGCAACCUGCGUCCAGGUUAACAACGUCCUUGAUCUAAACAAUACAGAUCUCAUUUCCUGCACCAUUGUUGCAAAAGAUGGGCAAAAAAUUCGACGAUUCUUAGUGAUGGACUUAAUUCAAAUAAUUCUUGUCGAACCAGAUACAAGGAAGUUAGGAUGGGGGGUAGCGAAAUUAGUCGGCCUACUACAAGACAUAGAAGUUACAGGUGAUAAAGAUGAUUCCAGAUGCCUCCAUUUGACAAUUCACCGACCUUUAAGCAGCAGUGCUACCAAUAGGGUACCCUUGCUUUCGGCAAAAUGUAUUCUCGAUGAUCACAUAAGAUGUAUGGCAGCUAAACAGAGAUUGACAAAAGGAAGAAUCAAGGCGAGACAAAAAAAAAUGAGUCAAAUAGCGAGGCUGCUAGAUAUUCCAACUGGCAUUCCGCACUGUCCCACACCUCCGAAUUAUACAUUGCUCAAUGUAAGACAAGAACGUACAACAGGAAGAGGACAAAAACAAAAAGACCAUCCAAGACCCAUGUUUACAGUAAAUAAAGUCCCAGGAUUUGCAGCUCAAAUGCGACGCGAUAGUUCGGCACGUUCCGUUGCUGGGCAAUCUGCAGCGAACGGUAAACGUUCUGAUAGUAGUCCAAACGGCAAGGUGUGCGAAAAUGGUCUGAAGUCUCGCGAACAUUCGCCGAAAUUACCAAGACCAAGAAGUGAGGAGAUUCCACUUGAAGAUAUGCGUAGUAGAAAUGCGUCUCUAGGGAAAAAUGUCACUUGCCUCCCCAUAGCAAUUCAGGAGAGAAUAGAUAUCACAAUCGCCAACACACCUCCUCUAUCUGACACAUCUCCAGUACUGAGAAAAUCGUCUGAAGAAACUUCGUUCACGUCACCUCAAAAUCAAGGAGAGCCAAAACCCCGUAGAAAGGGUCAGGUUGAAACUGUUUGAUCUUUAUCCGCAAUGUAAAAAGACAUGAAAAUUUAUCAAAUUCAAGAGAAGUCAUAAUGAAUUAUUUGAAGAUUCGGGUAUCAUAGGAAUCACGGCUAUAAUCAAUGUAACAUUACACAAAUUCAUGACGUUCUUUUGCAAUUAUCAAGCUCAUGUUACUGACACAUCCCUACAUAUCAAUACUCAAAAUAAUGAAUUGCUUAGCAAAGUCCUCUUUAAUUAUAUUGUU
Molecule: messenger RNA, 3548 nt
Organism: Neodiprion fabricii
Lineage: Eukaryota; Metazoa; Arthropoda; Insecta; Hymenoptera; Diprionidae
Gene: ema
Product: protein CLEC16A homolog
Exons: 15
Coding region: 290-3319 (1009 amino acids)
Biological process (GO): endosomal transport; regulation of autophagosome maturation; endosome to lysosome transport
Cellular component (GO): endolysosome membrane; late endosome
Source: RefSeq, a predicted model, not a curated record